This is a messenger RNA of Eublepharis macularius, 1044 nucleotides long. RefSeq names its product serum amyloid P-component-like. The coding region runs from base 113 to 793 and encodes 226 amino acids. NCBI's taxonomy places the organism in Eukaryota, Metazoa, Chordata, Lepidosauria, Squamata, Eublepharidae. Gene Ontology annotation, biological process: innate immune response. The transcript is spliced from 2 exons. The record is from RefSeq and is a predicted model, not a curated record. Gene Ontology annotation, molecular function: complement component C1q complex binding.
UUUGCAGGCUCUCACAGUCGAAGACCAGUUUUAUCCAGGAAAGAAGUCUCUGGGGGAGAUCCAGCUGGGGCCAUUUGGUCUUCCCUUCCAGUGCGUUCUGCAUCCGGUCACCAUGGAGAUCCUGCACACCUCUCUCCUGGUCCUCGUGGGCCUGUUGGGGUCCCUGGCCCAGCAAGAUCUCGAAAAGAAGACCAUGAUUUUCCCAGAAGCAUCCAACACUGCCCGCGUGGUUUUGAGGACCGUGCAUCAGCAGCCUUUGACCAGUUUCACCGUGUGCCUGAGAGCCUACACUGACUUGAACCGCGCUUACAGCCUUUUCUCUUAUGCGACCAAGCAGAGCGACAAUCACAUCCUCCUGUUCAAACCCAAAUCCAAUCAAUACAGCGUGUACGUGGCGGGAGCAGUUGUGACCUUCAGUGUCGCAGAUAACCCCGUCCCUAAACCGCAGUGGGAGCACAUUUGUGCAUCUUGGGAGUCUGCCACCGGAAUCGUGGAGCUUUGGUUGAAUGGGGAGAGCUUGCCCCGCAAGGGUUUGAAGAAAGGUCACUCCAUCACUCCUGAAGCUUCGAUUAUUAUCGGGCAAGAGCAGGAUUCCUAUGGAGGUGGCUUUGACGUCAACCAGUCCUUCGUAGGGGAGAUCACAGACGUGUACAUGUGGGAUCGGGAGCUUUCCCCGGAUGAACUGGCCCUUGUUGGGAGUGACAGCCGCCUUUCCAACUACUUGAUCGACUGGAAAUCCUUAAAUUACGAAAUAAAGGGUUAUGCAGUUGUGAAGCCCACCCAGUUCGGGUAGGCUUUACAAAACAAAACACAGGGCUGAAAAAAUUAGGUACUUAAGCUUCACUGUAACUAAUGUUUCUGUAUAUUAGUAAGGCUGUAGUCCUGAGGACAAUGUCCUGAGAGAAAGCCCCAUGGAAUAAUACGGGACUUACUUCUGAGCAGUCCUGCUGUUGCUUGCUCUAUUAAGUCACUGAUCUGUUCAUCCAAACUUUUUCAUGAAACUUGUGAGUCUGUAUUCUCCAAUAAAAUAUUUCAUUUCCCCCA